ACGUACGACGUUCUUUUCGGACUUCCCGCCCUUGUGGCGUUACGAGCGAACCUGGACUUCGAACGACGAUCGAUCAUCCUCCGAAAUACAGGGGGGAAACCCUACGCUGUGCCCAUGCGAUUGACCCUCUGUACUACCAUUAACACGGUCCCUCGGGUUUCACCGAUGAUGGCAGGGACUCUCCGCAUGGUUUCCUGGAAUGGAUCCGCAGAGGGAAAUUCAUCAGCGAAUGAUGCGGACAGCAGUGACGAAGAUGAUCCGGAGAUCUUGAAACUAGCGCGACAACGCGUCUUGACUUAUCGCCGCUUCUUUCGGCAACCAACGACAUUCGAGUGGGCGGCGCUGAGAGCAGAAGAGGAGGCCGAAGAGGAAUCGGAAGGAGAAUUGAGGAGAGAGGUCGGGGAAGCAGCGACCCGAUUGGCCGAGGACGAGGAAGAAGAGCGCGAAGUUGAAGAAGAAGAAGAAGAAGAAGAAGAAGAACCAGAAGAGGAGACUUCAGAGGAAGAGGAGGAAGCCUAUAGUGAGUACAGUGAGGGCAAGCAAAGUGAGGAGGAGGACGAAGACGACGAAGAAGUGGAAAGCGGAGACGACCAGGCGCCAACGCGCGACGACGAGCUCGAGUGGGUGCCAGGACCGGAUCGACGAGAGAACCCGUGGGUGGCGGUGGACGUUGCUCUUCCUCGUGGACGUGCGCGAAUGGAGGGAUGUGAUGGGGGUGGGCGUGCUGUGCUGUUGCCGACGGAGAGGACAGCUGUCGCGGCGGCAGCCGUUGCCGUAGUCCGUCGAUACGAAUUGGAGAAGGCGGCGGGCCGCAUGAAGGCACCGCUUUCCAGGCGGCGACACAGGCUUUUGCUGCAGAGGGUGUUGGACGCCCCGGACUGCAUCACGACUUCGGAGGCCGUGGCUCAGCUGUGCGUUGCAAUCGGCUCCGGUGUGCUUCCCAGGGCGACGCCACGUUGGUGGAUGAGGCGGAGAACUGGCGGGACUUGGGAGGAUUUGCGGGUGUGCGACGACGCGACGGAUGACUACUUCCGGGAAAAGCUCCGCAUGUCGAGGAGAGUGUUCAUGGAGAUCACCGAAGCCUGUGCGCCUCAUUUGCAACGACAAGUCACGUUCUACAGGGAGCCGCUUCAGCCGGAUCAGAUCGUCGUGUACUCGCUGUAUAGGUGGGCAACAGGAGAGUCGUACGACAACAGCACAUCAUCGUUCGGCAUUGGCAGAGCAUCCGGAGUUCGAGCCGUGCACGAUGUGACAGCCGCGUUGCUGCGGGUCUACGGGGACAAGAUAUCGUGGCCGACCCGGGUGCGUAAACACGUGGUGCUACGGGCGUUUCAAGACAAGGGCUUUCCCAACUGCCAUGGCGCAGUUGACUGCACACACAUCUACGUGGACAAACCGGCGAACGCUCCGAGCGAGAACUACUUCGACCGCAAGCACCGUUUCUCCGUCGUUGCGCAGGUGGUGGUGGACCUGGAUCUGCGUGUGCUUGACGUCUUCAUUGGCUACCCGGGCAGCUGCCACGACAUUCGGGUGAUUCAGCUGUCAAGUCUGUCGAGGUGCGCGGAAGAGGGAACGCUUUUUCGCCGGCCGCCUGUGACGCUGCCGGGAGGGGUGAGGACGAACGGAUACAUCUUGGGCGACAACGGGUAUCCUCCUUCGGAAUGGAUAGUGGUGCCGUACGGAGGAAUCAAUCAGCACCCAGACGAGGAAAGGUUCGACAACAAACAGAAGGUCGCUAGAGGUGCUGUGGAGAGGGCGUUCGGGAGGUUGAAGGGGAUGUGGAGGCUCUUCCUGCGGUUGCACAAGACGAACUUGGAUACUCUACCACAGCAGUUCAUGACCGUCUGCAUUCUCCACAACAUCCUGCUCGAUGCUGGGAUCGAGUUCGACGAGAACUUGUUGUGGGAGGUCGACGAGAACGGGGUGAGGCGGCGAGUGGACCUGGGAAUUCAUCGUCCACCGCAACCAGUGACGAUGCUGACAUCGACGGACGCCACACACGCGCUCCGCAAUGCCCUUGCAGAGCGGAUGAAACACAUCUGAUCGUGCGUGUCGAUCCACUCCGCCUCGCGUGCAUAGACAGAAGCCGUGUGCGUCCGUCGUCGAGUCGCAGCGCUUGCGUCAUUCGCGA
Chara braunii is the source of this 2131-nucleotide messenger RNA. The record is from the annotation of a GenBank genome assembly. NCBI's taxonomy places the organism in Eukaryota, Viridiplantae, Streptophyta, Charophyceae, Charales, Characeae.